AUGCCUACCGAGCUUGAAGAACUCGUGGAGUUCCUCCACCACGGCAACUCCCAGAUCCGCCAGAUCGCCGCCGAGAACCUGGUCGGAUAUACCACCGCGCAGCCUUCGCUAUUCAAGCGCAACCAGCUAGAGCCCAUAAAAGACCUGAAGCUCCUGGUGAAGGAUUACACACCUAUAGCCAAAAAUGCGUUUACCAUGCUCAUAAACCUCACGGAUGACGAGGAGAUCCGCGAAGACCUGGCCAAAGAUGACGCGUUCCUCGAGUCACUGCUCCUGCGCAUAACAAGCUCCAAAGAGCCCAGUGCCAACGAGAUCGCCAUGUUGCUCGCCAACCUGGCCAAAUCCGACACGCUCAAGCGCCUGCUCACGCUAGAGCGCGCCGUGCCCAAGGACCUGUCGACGUCCAAGGUGGCCAUGGACCAGCUGAUGGACUGCUUCGUCAAGGGCGCCGAGGGCCGGUACAACAAGCACGCCGACUACGACUACCUGUCGUACCUGUUCGCCGACAUGGCCAAGCACGCCGAAGGCCGCGCGUACCUGACGACCCCCCAGACCCACGACGCCGACAUCAUCCCCAUCACCAAGCUGACCGUCUUCACCGAGCACAAGUCGACCAUCCGCCGCCGCGGUGCCGCAAACACCAUCAAGAACGUCUGCUUCGACGUCGACGCCCACCCGCAGCUGCUCGACGCCGACCGCGUCAACAUCAUGCCCUACCUGCUGCUGCCGCUGAUGGGCAGCGAGGAGUACGCCGACGACGACACUGAGGGAAUGCUGGAUGAGGUCCAAUUGCUGCCGCCUGACAAGCAACGUGAGCCCGAGAAUGACAUCCUGAAGACGCAUCUCGAGACGUUGCUGCUGCUCUGCACCACUCGCGAAGCCCGUGACGAGCUGCGCCGCAUCAAGGUGUAUCCUAUCAUCCGUGAGACCCACUUGCACGUCGAAGAUGAUGAUGUCCGCGAGGCUGUCGACCGCGUCGUGCAGAUCAUCAUGCGGAAGGAGGAGGGUGAGGAGGAGGAUCUGCCACCCGAGAUGAAGGGCAAUGGGGUGCAGCAGAUCACGGCAGGUGGCGAGGAGGACGAGGAAGAGCAGGUGGUGACUAUCUUGUAG
Lasiodiplodia theobromae is the source of this 1110-nucleotide messenger RNA. Its product is annotated as DNA-binding protein HGH1 protein. The record is from RefSeq and is a predicted model, not a curated record. Bases 1 to 1110 code for a protein of 369 amino acids. NCBI's taxonomy places the organism in Eukaryota, Fungi, Ascomycota, Dothideomycetes, Botryosphaeriales, Botryosphaeriaceae. The transcript is spliced from 5 exons.